AUGAAUAGCGCUCUUCAGUGUUUGGCCCACACACCUCCAAUUGUGGAAUACUUCUUGCAAGAUUACAGUGAGGACAUAAAUAGAGAUAAUCCUUUGGGAAUGUGUGGUGAGCUUGCUAUCGCAUUUGGUGAUUUGUUGAAGAAAUUAUGGUCAUCAGGAAGGAAUGCAGUUGCACCACGUUCUUUUAAGACAAAAUUGGCUAGAUUUGCUCCACAGUUUAGUGGUUACAAUCAGCAUGAUUCUCAAGAACUGCUUGCUUUCUUAUUGGAUGGGCUCCAUGAAGAUUUAAAUAAGGUAAAACGAAAGCCUUACAUUGAACUUAAAGACUUUGACAGUCGUCCGGAUGAUGAAGUUGCUGAAGAGCUUUGGAAUUAUCAUAAGGCCCGAAAUGAUUCUGUAAUAGUUAACGUCUGUCAAGGCCAAUACAAGUCAACUCUCGUUUGUCCAGUUUGCGGAAAAAUCUCGAUCACUUUUGAUCCCUUUAUGUACUUGUCUGUACCUUUGCCAUCAACACUUACGCGGCAAAUGACGGUUACAGUGUUUUAUUGCGAUGGAAGUCGUCUUCCGAUGCCAUACACUGUAACAGUGCCUAAACAUGGAUCUUGUAGAGACCUCAUUACUGCAUUAGGUACUGCUUGCUGCUUAGCCGUUGAUGAGAGCCUUUUACUUGCAGAGGUAUAUGAUCACAAGAUCUUUAGGUAUUUUGAGAAUCCCCUGGAUUCACUAAGUGUGAUAAAAGAUGAUGACCAUAUUGUGGCGUACCGGUUGAGUCAGAUUCCGAAAGGAUCAGGAAAAGCAAAACUCGAAAUCCUUCAUGGAGGGCAGGAGAGGGAUGUUGUGGAGAGUGUUAGAGGCAAAGACGUCAAGCUUUUUGGAACUCCUUUGGUGACUUAUGUGAACACAGAACCACUAAGUGGAACUGACAUUGAUGCAGUUAUCUCUGGAUUUCUUUCACCUUUGCUCAAGGUCCAUGCCUCAUCUAAUAUUCAUAAUGGAAAUGACAAUGGUCACCUUGCUGAUGCUACUGCUGAAGAAACAUCCGGAAGUUCAUCAUCCCCAGAUACUGAGAUAGACGAUGCAUCUGAUCGAGAGUUGUCCUUCAGAAUAUUCUUGACAGAUGAUCGUGGUUUGAACUUUAAACCACUUGAGACUGAAUCUUCUGUGAGCCCUGGUACCGUUACAAGAGUUUUAGUCGAGUGGAAUGAGAGUGAGCAUGAAAAAUAUGAUUCUAGCUACUUGAGUGAUCUUCCGGUGGUUCAUAAAUCAAGUUUCUCUGCAAAGAAGACAAGGCAAGAAGCUAUAUCCCUGUUUUCGUGUUUGGAGGCCUUUUUAGCAGAAGAACCUCUGGGACCGGAUGACAUGUGGUUUUGUCCGAGCUGCAAAGAACACAGACAAGCGAACAAAAAGCUAGACCUGUGGAAAUUGCCAGAUAUUCUUGUGUUCCAUUUGAAACGGUUCACAUAUAGCAGAUAUCUCAAGAACAAGAUUGAUACGCUUGUGAACUUCCCAAUUCAUGAUCUAGAUUUGAGCAAGUAUGUGAAAAACGAGAAUGGCCAGUCAUAUUUAUAUGAGCUGUAUGCCGUUAGUAAUCAUUACGGUGGACUUGGUGGUGGUCACUACACAGCCUACGCUAAGUUGAUUGAUGACGAAAAAUGGUAUCAUUUCGACGACAGUCAUGUGUCAUCUGUAAAUGAAUCUGAAAUCAAAAGCUCAGCUGCAUAUGUUCUUUUCUACCGAAGAGUUAAAAGGGAAACAGAGGCACAAACAGCUGCUGAGUUGCCAAGUGAUAUGGAUUAGUCAUGCCUAAAGUCUUAUAAUGGACAAAGCACUCACUCAUGUCAGGUGAUGACAACACAUCUAUUCUUUCUUGAUUUGAAGUUGGCGGUUUGGUUGGAGUGUUCUGCUUCAAGUUUUAUGAUGUUAUUACGGCAGAUCUCUGUGGAAAGAUUGGAUUUAGGUUCGGAAGAUUAUUUGAUUAGUGAGUUUUUUUAUUUAGUUGAAGGGGUAAUUUUUUGGGGUAAAUCAAGUGAUGAACAUCUUUAGAAGUGUAGAGAUGAAAUAGCCUUUGUUAUGGUGUUCAGCACUCAUAUAUAGAAUUUUUGUGACCUACUGAUUCAUUAUCUUAAAUAUCAAACCUCUUGAGACGAAAAAA
Messenger RNA from Capsella rubella, 2152 nucleotides. RefSeq names its product ubiquitin carboxyl-terminal hydrolase 10. The record is from RefSeq and is a predicted model, not a curated record. Gene Ontology annotation, biological process: protein deubiquitination. The coding region runs from base 1 to 1797 and encodes 598 amino acids. Gene Ontology annotation, molecular function: cysteine-type deubiquitinase activity. NCBI's taxonomy places the organism in Eukaryota, Viridiplantae, Streptophyta, Magnoliopsida, Brassicales, Brassicaceae. The transcript has 8 exons.